AUGGUUGAACUCAGUAAAAAAAUAAGACAGAGGAUUCAAGAUGAAUUUGUGGGCUUCACGUACAGCAACUUACUGAAAAAGUUACCAGAUAAUAAAGUUAAAAAAAUAGCACCUACCAUCAACCAACCAUCCACUGCCAAACCGUACCAAAAGUCGCUAAUUGAAAAAUCUAGAUAUACGAUCUAUGAGAGCAAAAUAAAACAAUCUAUGCAGAUAAGAUAA
This is a messenger RNA of Acanthoscelides obtectus, 222 nucleotides long. The record is from the annotation of a GenBank genome assembly. NCBI's taxonomy places the organism in Eukaryota, Metazoa, Arthropoda, Insecta, Coleoptera, Chrysomelidae.